AUGGCGCCGGCAGAGAAAUUACAAUCGUACCUGAUCGAAGAGAUACUUUGUCGAUUGCCGACUAAAUCUCUUGCUCGAGUCAGAGCCGUAAGUAAGGCAUGGAAUACUCUUUGGGAGGACAAGCGUUUCUUAAAAAAGUACUUGGCUCGCACGCGACCUCAAUUCAUCGUAUGGACCAAUUCCCAUAUUUGUUCAGUAGGUAUCAUCGAUCUCGACGACGAAGAUGGUGGUAACCCGAGACUUGAGGUCCGUCAUAUAACUUCAGACAUUCCAGUACAUACCAGCUUAGCUCAUUGCGAUGGGUUCUUGCUAUCUAGCAUAUGGAAGAAAGGGUUUGAGGUUUGGAACCCUUGGUUAAGACGGAAGAGAUUGGUAGAGAAUCACGUAUUCAGGUUUUGCGGUCUAGGGUACGAUAACAGUAGACCUGAAACAACAGGUUACAAGAUUUUGGGGUAUGAUUUUAGUUUCGAUACUAGUGGCCAACUCUACCAAAACGUUGCCAUCUACGAUUGCAAAUCUGAUGCGUGGAAUUUUAUUACAAAUGCCCCUUGUGAGCAAGAUUUGGGUGUGCCACAGUUAGAUACUAUAUUGUCUUUGAACGGGAAUCUAUAUUGGAUUGCUUAUCAUUCAGUGGCUCGCCAAUAUUUCAUCCGGAGCUUUGAUUUUUCAAAGGAGAUGUUCAAGACCUUUUGUCGUCUACCUCACAGCGAACAAGACUUUGGCUAUACUCAAGUCCUUGCUGUUUUCAGGGGAGAUCGGUUUUCGUUGUUAAGGCAAUCUUACAUGACAAGGAAGAUUGACAUUUUCGUGACAAAGCACAAGAUGACGGUAAUGGAGAGGCCGUGGCAUGGAUGUGUUUCAUGA
Molecule: messenger RNA, 864 nt
Organism: Capsella rubella
Lineage: Eukaryota; Viridiplantae; Streptophyta; Magnoliopsida; Brassicales; Brassicaceae
Product: F-box protein At3g17710
Exons: 1
Coding region: 1-864 (287 amino acids)
Molecular function (GO): protein binding
Source: RefSeq, a predicted model, not a curated record